AUGGCUGAGAAGAAGAUGGAAUACGUCAAGCAAUUCAGAAUCCGCACAACCAUCCCACACAAGUCUGGCCUCAAAGUCUCAAAGGUCAUCUUGGGCGCCAUGAGCUAUGGCAGCUCCAAAUGGCAACCAUGGGUCUUGGAAGAAGCUGAAAGCUUGCCUCUUCUCGAGCAUGCCUACAAGUGCGGUAUUAACACGUGGGAUACUGCCGACAUCUACUCCCACGGCCUAUCCGAGAAGAUUGUGGGAAAGGCAUUGAAGCAGUACAACAUCCCGCGAAACAAGGUCGUCAUUCUUUCGAAAUGCUACUUCGGCGUUGUCGAAGACGAUGUCAGCGUCCAAAUCGCAGGCGUAUCCGUCAACGACGGCGACAUGGUCAACAGUGUUGGUCUAAGCCGCAAGCACAUUUUUGACGCAGUAGAGAAGAGCGUGGAGAGACUGGGCACAUACAUUGACGUUCUACAAAUCCACCGUCUGGAUCGCGGCACACCGAGAGAGGAGAUCAUGAAGGCAUUGAACGAUGUCAUCGAAAAGGGCUGGGUGCGAUACAUUGGAGCCAGUUCUAUGGCGGCAUGGGAGUUCCAAACGCUGCAGAACAUUGCCGAGAAGAACGGCUGGCACAAGUUCAUCUCCAUGCAAAACUACUACAACCUCAUCUACCGCGAAGAAGAGCGAGAAAUGCGCGCUGAGACGGACAAGUUCCUGGACGCAUUGGCCUACCAGCGCGAGGACGCUAUUGAUAAGAAGAUCAUCGAGCGUGUAGAAGAGGUUGCGAAGAAGAACAACGUCAGCAUGGCAUGUAUUGCAACGGCUUGGACCAUCAAGAAGGGAGUCUGCCCGAUCAUUGGAUUGAGCAGCAAGGAAAGGAUUGAAGAGGCUGUGCAGAACAGCAAGUUCAACCUUAGUGAUGAGGACGCAAAGUAUCUUGAGGAGAUAUAUGCACCAAAGUUUAGGCAGGGCUUUUAG
This is a messenger RNA of Pyrenophora tritici-repentis Pt-1C-BFP, 963 nucleotides long. Lineage: Eukaryota; Fungi; Ascomycota; Dothideomycetes; Pleosporales; Pleosporaceae. The record is from RefSeq and is a predicted model, not a curated record.